AUGGGCGUUGCUGAAACAUGGCUAGCUGCUGAUGUACCUGAUGGAGAGGUAUCCAUUCCUCACUACAAGCUAUUCAGGAAAGAUCGUGCCCUACAGCACGGCGGUGGCGUUUGCAUAUACUGUCAUGAAACGACUCGUGUCAAACGACGUGCUGAUCUGGAAACAGAUUUGGAAAUUUUGUGGAUUGAGGUCAUGGAGCAAAAGCACAGUACCCUGGUGGGAUGUGCAUACCGUCCACCAGAUAAGUCAGUGGCUUACUGGGAUGUAUUCCAAGCCAACAUCGAAAAGGCAAUGCAGGGAAGACAGUCGCGCGCAGUUCUCAUCGGAGACUUUAAUGUGGACUAUGCCGAUCCUCUUGCGCGCCGUGCAAAUCACUUGCACUCCACACUCACACACUGCAACUUGUUUAACCAUGUGUCUCAGCCGACAAGAGUCACGUCCUCUUCGGCAUCUGUUAUCGACCUGUUCUUGUCUAACGUUCCCAUAGAGGGUGUAUGUCGCACUGUCUAUGUUGAUAUGAGCGAUCAUUUUGCCAUCCUGGCCCAUAUGCCUGGCUUUGGCAUGGGAAAGGCAUAUUCUGGACACCCAGCCGCCAAACGCAAAGGUAGGCGACUCCAUCGGAUAAAUUGGAACACAUUCAAUGAGGACUUGAACCAUCAUCUAGCGACUUGUACCUUUACCGGAAAUCUUGAAAAUGCUGUGCAGAGUCUUACCACCUCUAUCAUAUCUACCCUGGAUGUGCAUGCACCAUUGAUUCAUCGGCGCCAACAGGAGAAACGUCCUUGCCCCUGGUUAACACCGGAGCUAGUUGCCGCGGUUCGUGAGCGAAACCAGUUCCAUCGCCGGUUGAUGAGCGACAAAGGCAAUGCAAAUCUGCGUGAGCUCCACCGUCAGGCCCGCUCUACUGCAAGGAAACUGGAUCGCCGUCUACGUAAUGCCUACUUCAUGAAUCAGUGUGCAACUCGUGAUCAGAGAAAGUUGUGGUCAGUUAUGAACAUCGUCACAGGCCGUGCUAAGCAGCGUCAAGAACCUCAAGCCGGCAUCGAGGACCUGAGCAAAACCUUUGGGGAUGUUGUGCGCGACCCAGACCGACCAUCCACGCUAACACCACCAAGUGGACCGAUGCCAGCGUCUAGCUUUCUGCAAUUUGAACUGGUGCCGGUGAGUGAUGUGAAAGCUUGUCUGAAGUGCAUAAAUCCCGCGAAGGCCACGGGCAGUGAUUGCGUUCCUGGUUUAGUGUUGAGGGAAUGUGCCGAUAGCCUUGCUGGGCCACUCACGGAUAACAUUAACGGAUCACUGUCCACCGGAACAGUACCGAUGAUGUUCAAGCAAUCGUUUAUUAGUCCUUGGUAUAAGUCAGGAGACCCCACAGUGCCAGUUAACUACCGCCCAGUAUCCUUAUUGCCGAUUAUAUCUCGUAUUCUCGAACACUCGAACACAUUCUCGAAGCAGCUUGUGGAAUAUGUCACAGCGCAUGAACUUUAUCCGAAGACUCAGUUUGCGUAUCGGAAGUGUCACUCGACGGAGGAUGCACUUGUGCUUGCCGUCAACAGAUAG
Messenger RNA from Sycon ciliatum, 1557 nucleotides. RefSeq lists its product as uncharacterized. Lineage: Eukaryota; Metazoa; Porifera; Calcarea; Leucosolenida; Sycettidae. Gene Ontology annotation, molecular function: catalytic activity. The coding region runs from base 1 to 1557 and encodes 518 amino acids. The transcript has a single exon. The record is from RefSeq and is a predicted model, not a curated record.